GCCCAGGCCAGGAUUGUGUUACUUCCCGGCCCAUAGCCUGCGGGCCGCGGCCCAGUCCAUUUCUUCACAGCCCCAACCGCGAUUAAAACCCUGCACGCAAUUCUCCCCGUCAGGCGUCAAGCUCCCACUUUCCCUCCUUCCAUUCCCUCCAAAUCUCCAGCAACAAGUUCAUAGAGAGUGCGAGAAAAUACCACUACACAAGCGGCUGAAAGUGUGCGGUAAAGAAUGGGGAAGGACGAGGAGGAGAUGAGAGGGGAGAUCGAGGAACGGCUGAUCAACGAGGAGUACAAAAUCUGGAAGAAGAACACGCCGUUCCUGUACGAUUUGGUUAUCACGCAUGCCCUCGAGUGGCCUUCGCUCACCGUCGAGUGGCUUCCUGUCCGGGAGGAGCCGCCGGGGAAGGACUACUCCGUGCAGAAGAUGAUUCUCGGCACGCACACCUCCGAGAACGAGCCCAAUUACUUGAUGCUUGCCCAGGUACAGCUGCCCUUGGAGGAUGCCGAGAACGAUGCGCGACAGUACGACGAUGAGCGGUCCGAGGUCGGUGGCUUCGGCUGCGCCAAUGGGAAGGUACAAAUAAUCCAGCAAAUAAAUCAUGAUGGCGAGGUUAACCGAGCUCGAUACAUGCCUCAAAAUUCAUUUAUUAUUGCCACCAAAACAGUUAGUGCAGAAGUCUAUGUAUUUGAUUACAGCAAACACCCCUCUAAGCCUCCUCUAGAUGGUGCAUGCAGUCCUGAUUUGCGGUUGAGAGGCCACAGCACUGAAGGUUAUGGUCUAUCAUGGAGUCAGUUCAAGCAGGGUCAUCUACUGAGUGGUUCUGAUGAUGCCCAGAUCUGCUUGUGGGACAUAAACGGCACUCCUAAAAACAAAGCACUUGAGGCUAUGCAAAUUUUUAAGGUUCAUGAAGGUGUUGUAGAAGAUGUAGCGUGGCAUUUGAGGCAUGAAUACUUAUUUGGUUCUGUGGGGGAUGAUCGGUACCUGCUUAUAUGGGACCUCCGGACUCCUUCAGUUAGCAAGCCUGUCCAGUCUGUUAUGGCUCACCAAAGUGAGGUUAACUGCUUAGCUUUCAAUCCCUUUAAUGAGUGGGUUGUAGCAACAGGAUCUACUGAUAAAACCGUUAAGUUGUUUGACCUACGCAAGAUUAACACUGCUCUCCACACAUUUGAUUGCCACAAGGAGGAGGUUUUCCAGGUUGGAUGGAAUCCAAAGAAUGAGACUAUCUUAGCUUCGUGUUGCCUUGGCAGGAGGCUGAUGGUGUGGGAUCUUAGCAGGAUUGACGAAGAACAGACCCCAGAGGACGGAGAAGAUGGACCUCCAGAGCUGCUUUUCAUUCACGGUGGCCACACAAGUAAAAUUUCAGAUUUUUCAUGGAACCCUUGUGAAGAUUGGGUCAUUGCUAGUGUAGCUGAAGACAACAUACUUCAAAUCUGGCAGAUGGCAGAGAACAUCUACCACGAUGAAGAUGAUUUACCUGGAGAUGAAUCCACAAAAGCUUCUUAGUCGUAGUUCCCCUUCAUACCUUCCAUGUGACACUCUGUAAUCUAUAUGGCUGUGUUUGAGCUGAACUGCUGUAUUUUAAUGGGUUAUAAAUCAUUUUUAUCUGCAUUGCUUA
Molecule: messenger RNA, 1612 nt
Organism: Malania oleifera
Lineage: Eukaryota; Viridiplantae; Streptophyta; Magnoliopsida; Santalales; Ximeniaceae
Product: WD-40 repeat-containing protein MSI1
Exons: 6
Coding region: 226-1500 (424 amino acids)
Biological process (GO): regulation of gene expression
Cellular component (GO): nucleus
Molecular function (GO): histone binding
Source: RefSeq, a predicted model, not a curated record